Messenger RNA from Jatropha curcas, 1722 nucleotides. RefSeq names its product protein HEAT INTOLERANT 4. NCBI's taxonomy places the organism in Eukaryota, Viridiplantae, Streptophyta, Magnoliopsida, Malpighiales, Euphorbiaceae. Gene Ontology annotation, biological process: regulation of cellular response to heat. The record is from RefSeq and is a predicted model, not a curated record.
CUGUCCAAUUCCUAGUAAUAACCCUACCCCGCGUCGAAAUCACGCUUAAAAAAUCCGAAACAUCUACCGCUUCUCUCUCUAUAUAAAACACCGUCAAUUUUUUUUCUCUCUCUCUCCAUCUCUACAAUUCGAAUCCGGAUCCACCGCCUUCGAUCCAAGCUCCAAACCCUAUUCCUCUCUCUCUGUAGAUUUUCUUCUCUAUCAAACAGUAGUUUCCCUCUCAUUUCUUUCUACGCAAAAAAUGAGGAAGGGAGCUAAGAGAAAGAGGGUUCAAAAAGACAAAGAAGAAGAACCUAAAGCAUCUUCUUCUUCACAAGAGAAUCACAAGCACGAAUCUACCAAAGCUCCUACUCGAGCUAAGCGGGUCAAUGCAUCCAAACCCCAAUCCGAACCCGAAUACUUCGAAGAUAAGCGGAACUUGGAAGAUCUAUGGAAGGCAGCGUUUCCUGUUGGGACAGAGUGGGAUCAAUUGGAUUCUCUCUAUCAGUUCAACUGGAAUUUCUCCAACUUGGAAGAUGCAUUUGAAGAGGGUGGAGUUCUGCAUGGAAAGAAAGUAUACCUGUUUGGUUGUACAGAGCCUCAAUUGGUGUCUUUAAAGGGUGAAGAUAAAGUAGUUUGCAUUCCUGCAGUAGUGGCUGUUGUAUCUCCAUUCCCUCCUUCUGAUAAGAUUGGAAUUAACUCAGUUCAGAGGGAGGCUGAAGAAAUUGUACCCAUGAAGCAAAUGAAAAUGGAUUGGGUACCAUACAUUCCCCUGGAGAAUAGAGAUAGUCAGGUUGAUAGACUGAAGUCUCAAAUUUUUAUUUUGAGCUGCACUCAAAGGAGGACCGCUUUGAGACAUUUGAAGAUAGACCGUAUUAAGAAAUAUGAAUACUGCCUGCCAUAUUUCUAUCACCCCUUUAAGCAGGAUGAGCUUGAACAAAGUACUGAGGUCCAGAUAAUUUUUCCAGCAGAACCAAAGCCGGUUUUCUGUGAAUUUGAUUGGGAGUUAGAUGAGCUUGAGGAGUUCACUGAUAAGCUGAUUGAGGAAGAGGAAUUAUCUGCAGAUCAAAAGGAUGCCUUCAAGGAGUUUGUCAAGGAGAAAGUUCGAGAAGCAAAGAAAGCUAACCGUGAGGCAAGGGAAUCCAGGAAAAAGACCUUGGAAGCAAUGAGCGAGGAAACCAAAAAGGCCUAUGAAAAUAUGAGGUUUUACAAGUUCUAUCCUGUGCAAACACCAGAUACACCUGACAUAUCAAAUGUAAAGGCUCCAUUCAUAAACAGGUACUACGGGAAGGCUCAUGAGGUUCUAUGACUUGACUCACGGAGGACAGUAUUGACCAAGAGAUUCCUCAGGCUUUGCUUUGGCUGUCGGAUUUGAAGAUUUUUUUCACCCAUGAGGAAGUUGGAAGGCGUGCCUCUGGUGCCCCGCGGUUUUUCUUUUGUCAAAGUUUAGGUAUCUUAGUAGAAAGAUGUAUACUCGUAGUAGUUGGAGAAUUUUUAGGUAAGCAGUUGAGUCCCUCAUUACAAUAGGGAGGCAUUUGUAAGAUGCAUUGUUUAAGUCUUAAAUUUUCAGUGUCUUGUUGAGUCGCAGGUAGUGAAAUUUCCCUGUCACUCAAGUUUGUCUUAGUUACUUAGGUAUCUCUUGAAAAUCUCUGUUCUAAUACCAUGUCAUUAGAUUUUUGUAUGACCAAAAGUAAUAUUUAAGAAACAAAAUGAAUAAUUGAUUAGUUGAAUAUUUUAGAUUUA